AUGCCUCCUCCUCCUCCUCACACUACUCACUUAGCCACUGCGAUUACGCGCAACUCACCGCCACCACCACCACCACCACCACCUCCUCCUCCUCCUCCUCACCACCCACCCACACACGCACACAUUCGCGCACAAAAGCGGAACAGACCAGCGAUCAUUGGUUGUGCUAAGACGAGGAGUCGUGGAUGUGGCAUACCGCACCUCGCAAUCGUUCCACCUCCCUCACCACCCUCAACGUCCCUCAUUCCUCCUCCUCCUUCCUCUUCACUUGUAGAUCGAAAUCGUCUAUGUGAAGUGGGGAAGAUGGUGCGUAGGAUUUUCUUCUUCUUCUUUUUCCCCUUCCUCCUCAUGACGCUCGUUGGUGCCGAACCCAGUGUGAUAGACAGUUUGACCAUUCAACUUCCAUCAUCUCCAUACGAAGGAGGAGGAGGAGGAGGAGGGGCGUCGCUGAAUUCGCCUUCGAAGCCGCUCUUUCUUGGACUUCCCUCCGUGAAGCGUCCAACAUCGACGUCAACAACAAAAGUAACAUCGACAACGACAACAACAACAACAACAAUCACAUCACAAUCUCCACCUCUACUAGAUUUUCCAUGA
Molecule: messenger RNA, 594 nt
Organism: Hydatigera taeniaeformis
Lineage: Eukaryota; Metazoa; Platyhelminthes; Cestoda; Cyclophyllidea; Taeniidae
Source: the annotation of a GenBank genome assembly